AAUAUGACGCACCUGGGAGAAUGAUGACGAAGUCUUUGUUUGUUCAGGUGAUAUAGCCUAUCUCAAACUUGCGUUGCCGUUAAGCGUCAUUUCGUCUUAACUGCCGCUCCAGAUCUUGAAAACAACACAAUGGGAAUGAAUCAAUAAGCUUUAUGAAUCAUCUCAAAAGUGAAGCAGCGAAUGAAAGAUAGUAAAAGAUUUAAAUUGGUAUUCCUCAUAUCUUUCUUCAGUAUAUGCCUUCUUUACGUAAUUGCAGGUUUGCUAGCCACAGGAGAUUAUGUUCCCAAGAAUGAGGAUGGUUAUUUCAAGGUAUAUAUCUCAUCAACCAAAAGUCAAAAGGUAGCAACAGCUGAUGUAGCUGAUGCUACCGAAUCUUCCAAUCACAACGCUACUGAAUACAUACUCCUUAGUAAAUCUGAACCCAACAGCAGUUUUGACAAUCAAAAUAUUACUGAAACUGAUUUCAAAACAGAGAGUGAGACCAUUAAGACCUUAAAAAAGGUUUACGCCGAACGACAAAAAGUUGGCGGAAGAAAGCUAUUUGUUGGGUUGGCAGAUAUUAGAAAAUCUACAGAAAAUAUAUUUUUCAUUGAAUCAACAUGUGCAACUGAAAAAAUGGCAGCCCAGAACAAAGACAAUAAAGGAUUUGUACUCAAUGCUCGUCAAUGCUGUGCCAUAGAAUCAACAGCGGAGAUGAAUUUAGACCAUAAAGUAUACAUAUUUCACUCCUGUCCGUUAGAUGAUAACUUUUUUAAAUACUCUCCGAAAUUUGUUGAGAAACUCUUCAAGCUCCCAAACAUUCAUGUGGUUAGAUUGAACACAACAGAAAUAUUUGCGGGUUCUCCCUUGGAAGAUCUUCACAGGAAGAAACUUCUUGAGACUUCAGAUUACCCAGUAGAACAUACCAGUGACUUAGUAAGGUUGACACUUCUAUGGAGAUUUGGGGGAACUUAUUGUGACCUGGACGUAAUUACAAUCAGGUCACUCAACAAGCUGAAGACCAACUGGGCUGGCAUGCAGGAUGCAGAGGUCAUUGCUAAUGGAGUUCUCAACUUUGAGCCUGAAGGUGUUGGUCACCAAAUACUCCAGAGAGCGCUAGAGCACGUAAACAAACACUACGACCCUAAUGAUUGGUCUGCUAACGGGCCACUUCUGAUCACUCCCAUCAUCUUACAGGAAUGCAAAGUGCAAAAGGUAACUGAGGCCCAAAAGCAUUGCAAUGGAAACUUCACAGUAUUGGAAAAAACCAUUUUAUAUACAAUCUACUAUGAAUCUGCAGGGGACUUCUUUCAAACUAAUCUAGGGGAGAAAAUCGUCUCUUACAUCAAACAAAGUUCCUACAGUGUUCAUUUUUGGAACAAAAUGAGCCACAAUAUGUUGAUAACGGUUGGUUCGACUCAAGCGUACGGUCUAUUGGCUGAUGAAUACUGCCCGCUAGUCUACAGGAAUUGUGGUCUCAAGUUUUAGUCUAAACAUUGGCCCGUUUCACACUGGGUGACACAACGCCGGCACGACAAGUUGGUAAGGCAUUUUAAACUACCGCCGCGUCCUGGCAACUACUUGACUCUGACCGGAGGUAGAGAACUCACCUCAUAUUACAUUGGACAGAAUAGCACGAUGGCUGAUUACAACUGAAGAUUAUAUUUGUUAUAUUUAUUAUAUCCGCGACGUAAAAAGGAGAAGUGGAAAUAGACAAGUUUGGAUCCACCCAGUAAUAAAAGUUUGCAACUUUAAUAAAAGUAUUUUAGUUUUAU
This is a messenger RNA of Macrosteles quadrilineatus (aster leafhopper), 1754 nucleotides long. Its product is annotated as lactosylceramide 4-alpha-galactosyltransferase-like. The record is from RefSeq and is a predicted model, not a curated record. Gene Ontology annotation, molecular function: hexosyltransferase activity. Gene Ontology annotation, biological process: glycosphingolipid biosynthetic process. The transcript has 4 exons. The coding region runs from base 181 to 1467 and encodes 428 amino acids. Lineage: Eukaryota; Metazoa; Arthropoda; Insecta; Hemiptera; Cicadellidae.